Messenger RNA from Plasmodium cynomolgi strain B, 1206 nucleotides. RefSeq lists its product as hypothetical. The annotation marks the transcript as partial. Gene Ontology annotation, molecular function: protein binding. The transcript is spliced from 4 exons. The record is from RefSeq and is a predicted model, not a curated record. NCBI's taxonomy places the organism in Eukaryota, Apicomplexa, Aconoidasida, Haemosporida, Plasmodiidae.
CUGUCAAUAUUCCACUACACCAGAAGUAUAAAAUACAUGCCAAAGUGCUCUAUCCUUUACACGAACAGGUCCUUGGCUUAUUUCAAAAUCGGGUCCUUCCAGGAGAGUCUCGAAGAUGCUCUCAAAGCCAAGGAGCUAGACAAAGACAAUCUGAAAAGCUACUAUCGAAUUUGCGAAGCGUACAAUGCAUUGAAGGACGAAGAAAAUUACAAGAAAUAUGAAAGACUGUACAGGGAGAAGAAAAGUAGCAAGGGGGGAUAUACGAAGAAGGACGGAGAGAUGACUCAUUCUCGGGAAAAACGAAUAGAUAAUGAUUCCCCUACGAGUGGGAGUCCACUCCUGAAGGAAACAGCCUCAGGAAUGACGAAGCAGAAGGGAAUCAAAAAAAGCGACGAGCUAAUGCACCUUGGCGAAACGGACCACACGAACAGAUUUGUCUUUAUGAAUCAACCCGAGAUAAAAGACGGAGUAUCUAAUUUCUCAUUUGAAAAAAAAAAAUACAGAAAUAAUUUCCUCAUAGAAGAAGUCUACGAUUUUGACGUGAACAGGAAAGGGAAGAAGGACCUCACCAAUGGAGACACGCCGAAAAAAAAAACAGGCAACACUUCGAAGAACGGUGCUCUUGCUGAUGGGGGCUCCCAGAAGAAGCCCCUAGUGGACACAGCUGACCUCCUUCACGAUGUCGAACUGUUUGUAGACCUCUUUGGAGACCUCUUUGGAGACCUCUUUGGAGACCUCUUUGGAGACACAUCCAUGCACCCCAUGUCAAUCAUUUCUGUUCCCAUUGAAAAGGAAACAAAAAAAGGAAAAAUGUGUUAUUACCAUAAUUUCGAUUUUAAAACUUUGAAAGGGAAAGCAGACGAGCUUUUCGCGGAGAAGAAAUUCGACCGAACGCGGAAUAUACUACUGCACAGUGCUCAGCAACAGAAGCGCCUGCCACGUCGAAAUGAAGAAAAUUCGGAGCGCCCUCUGCGAUGUGAGCAAGACGCUCAAGAGGAUAUAAAGCGCUCCAGGGAUGCAGAGGCCCCCUCACCCGGUGCAUACGAACAGACGGUAGCAUUCCUUCCAACAGACAUGGAGGUUUAUAAAGACCCCAAGGGAAUCUACUCCCAGGCACACAAACUGGUACUAAAGCUACUAUUCAGAUAUGUGAAAUUUUCACACUUGUAUAGAAAAAAUGGGUUCAAGGUUCCGUCUCUCCAUCAG